GUGGAGUUUUUCUUGACCCAAGAUCCUGUUUCAACAAGUGACCCUGUCCAGAGAAGGAGAGGGGCGAAGGAGGAAGCUAUUUAAAGAAAGCUGGGAAGUCUCCUCUCUCGACUGGUUUUUCCUUUCCUCCUCCUGCGUUCCUUCCAUCCAGCCCCCGGCACCCCGGGCUGACGAAAAUGGGGAAAGGGGUUGGGCGGGAGUAUUCGCCGGCGGCAACCACCUCCGAGAAUGGCGGUGGCAAGAAGAAGCAGAAGGAGAAAGAGUUGGACGAGCUGAAGAAGGAGGUGAACCUGGAUGAUCACAGGCUGUCCCUGGAUGAAUUGGGCAGGAAAUACCAGGUGGAUCUGUCCAGGGGUCUGACCAACACCCGCGCAGCCGAGAUCCUGGCACAGGAUGGCCCCAACGCCCUCACGCCCCCCCCGACCACCCCCGAGUGGGUCAAGUUCUGCCGCCAGCUCUUCGGGGGCUUCUCCAUCCUGCUGUGGAUUGGCGCCAUCCUCUGCUUCCUGGCCUACAGCAUCCAGGCCGUGAUGGAGGACGAGCCGGCCAACGACAACCUGUACCUGGGCGUGGUGUUAGCUGCUGUGGUCAUAGUCACCGGCUGCUUCUCCUACUACCAGGAAGCCAAGAGCUCCAAGAUUAUGGAUUCCUUCAAAAACAUGGUACCACAGCAAGCCCUGGUGAUCCGAGAGGGCGAGAAGAUCCAGAUCAACGCCGAGAACGUGGUGGUGGGAGACCUGGUGGAGGUGAAGGGGGGAGACCGGGUCCCUGCUGAUCUGCGCAUCAUCUCCUCCCACGGCUGCAAGGUAGAUAACUCCUCCCUGACGGGCGAGUCGGAGCCACAGACCCGCUCCCCCGAGUUCACCCACGAGAACCCCCUGGAGACCCGCAACAUCUGCUUCUUCUCCACCAACUGUGUGGAAGGCACUGCCCGGGGCAUCGUCAUCUCAACUGGGGACCGCACAGUGAUGGGCCGCAUCGCCUCGCUGGCUUCGGGGCUGGAGGUGGGCCGCACGCCCAUCGCCAUGGAGAUCGAGCACUUCAUCCAGCUCAUCACCGGGGUGGCCGUCUUCCUGGGCCUCUCCUUCUUCAUCCUCUCCCUCAUCCUCGGCUACACCUGGCUGGAGGCCGUCAUCUUCCUCAUCGGCAUCAUCGUCGCCAACGUCCCGGAGGGGCUCCUGGCAACCGUCACGGUGUGUCUGACCCUCACCGCCAAGCGCAUGGCGCGCAAGAACUGCCUGGUGAAGAACCUGGAGGCGGUGGAGACGCUGGGCUCCACCUCCACCAUCUGCUCCGACAAGACGGGCACCCUGACCCAGAACCGCAUGACGGUCGCCCACAUGUGGUUCGACAACCAGAUCCACGAGGCUGACACCACCGAGGACCAGUCCGGUGCAACCUUCGAUAAGCGCUCGCCCACCUGGGCGGCCCUGGCCCGCAUCGCCGGCCUGUGCAAUCGAGCCGUCUUCAAGCCAGGCCAAGAGAACGUCUCCAUCUCCAAGCGGGACACAGCGGGCGACGCCUCCGAGUCGGCCCUGCUCAAGUGCAUCCAGCUCUCCUGCGGCUCGGUCAAGAAGAUGCGGGACAAGAACCCCAAAGUGACAGAGAUUCCCUUCAACUCCACCAACAAGUACCAGCUCUCCAUCCACGAGCGUGAGGACAAUCCUGAGGGCUACUUGCUGGUGAUGAAGGGCGCGCCGGAGCGCAUCCUCGACCGCUGCUCCACCAUCCUGGCGCAGGGCCAGGAGCUGCUCCUGGAUGAGGAGAUGAGAGAUGCCUUCCAGAACGCCUACCUCGAGCUGGGCGGGCUUGGGGAGCGAGUGCUGGGCUUCUGCCACCUCAACCUGCCCCAAGACAAGUUUCCCCGGGGGUUCAAGUUUGACGCGGACGAGGUCAACUUCCCCACCACCGGCCUGUGCUUUGUGGGGCUCAUGUCCAUGAUCGACCCGCCCCGGGCGGCUGUGCCGGAUGCGGUGGGCAAGUGCCGGAGCGCAGGGAUUAAGGUGAUCAUGGUGACCGGCGACCACCCCAUCACCGCCAAGGCCAUCGCCAAGGGCGUGGGCAUCAUCUCCGAGGGCAACGAGACGGUGGAGGACAUCGCGGCCCGGCUCAACAUCCCCGUUACCCAGGUCAACCCCAGGGAAGCCAAGGCCUGUGUGGUACAUGGCUCUGACCUCAAGGACAUGACUCCGGAGAAGCUGGACGAGAUCCUCAAGAACCACACAGAGAUUGUCUUUGCCCGCACCUCCCCGCAGCAGAAGCUCAUCAUCGUGGAGGGCUGCCAGAGGCAGGGGGCCAUCGUGGCCGUGACAGGGGAUGGAGUGAACGACUCGCCUGCCCUGAAGAAGGCCGACAUCGGCAUCGCCAUGGGCAUCGCCGGCUCCGACGUCUCCAAGCAGGCGGCCGACAUGAUCUUGCUGGACGACAACUUCGCCUCCAUCGUGACAGGGGUGGAAGAAGGCCGCCUGAUCUUCGAUAACCUCAAGAAAUCCAUCGCCUACACGCUGACCAGCAACAUCCCCGAGAUCACCCCCUUCCUGCUCUUCAUCAUCAUCAAUAUCCCGCUGCCCCUGGGCACCGUCACCAUCCUCUGCAUCGACCUGGGCACCGACAUGGUCCCUGCUAUCUCCCUGGCCUACGAAGCCGCAGAAAGCGACAUCAUGAAGAGGCAGCCGCGGAACCCCAAGACGGACAAGCUGGUGAAUGAGCGACUCAUCAGCAUGGCCUACGGGCAGAUCGGUAUGAUCCAGGCCCUGGGCGGGUUUUUCACCUACUUUGUGAUCUUGGCGGAGAACGGGUUCCUGCCGUCCACCCUGCUGGGCAUCCGCCUGGACUGGGACGACCGCUCCAAAAACGACCUGGAGGACAGCUACGGGCAGGAGUGGACCUACGAGCAGCGCAAGGUGGUGGAGUUCACGUGCCACACGGCCUUCUUCGCCAGCAUCGUGGUGGUGCAGUGGGCCGACCUCAUCAUCUGCAAGACCCGGAGGAACUCCGUCUUCCAGCAGGGCAUGAAGAACAAAAUUCUGAUUUUCGGUCUCCUCGAAGAGACGGCCUUGGCCGCCUUCCUGUCCUACUGCCCUGGCAUGGGGGUGGCGCUGCGGAUGUACCCGCUCAAGGUCACUUGGUGGUUCUGCGCCUUCCCGUACAGCCUGCUGAUCUUUGUGUACGAUGAAGUGCGGAAGCUGAUCCUGCGGCGCUAUCCUGGUGGCUGGGUGGAGAAGGAGACGUAUUACUGAGCUGGGCCAGCCAGGCGGCUCCUCUCUCCACGUCGCUGCUCCGCCGAGGCCGCCUGGCACCACCGCAAACCUUAGAGCAGAAUGGGGGGGGGGACAUCAGCAGCACACGCUGCCCUGUGUAGAUCUAACGCGUAGGCACUAACCCUGCCGGGACGAGGGGACGAGACCCCGGAUCCCUGCCCUGGUAGCUAGGCGGGGCGGUAGGCAGAGCAGGCUUGACCCCAAUUGGCCCCUGCUGAUUUCCAUGUGGGGAGGGGAGCUGGCUUGAUGACACAGAGACCCUGGACGGGCCUAUGGGGGAGAGAGGGCAGCCAAGCUCUGGUGGGUCCCAGCCGGGCUCUGUGGAGCCAGCAGCCCUUGGCCAGAGAAAGAGGGAGUGAGUGUUUGUGUGUGGGGGGGGCACCCUAGGGCCCCUGGUGUGAGGAUGAAAGGCACCCCCAGGUAGGGUGACCACCCGUCCUGAAGCAGGCAGGACAGUCCCGAAAUACAGAGUUCAAGCCCCGGUCUGGGACUGAGGUAGACCUUAGCCCCACCAUUGCCACAAGACCCCACCCCUGCUCCUCCUCUCCCCUCCAAGGUCUCGCCCCCUGGCCAGGCUGGAAGCUGGAGCUGGACCUGGACCAUAGUAAGAACCACCCAAGGAGCCCAGGCCGCUGUGGGCAGCCCCAGACCCUGCACCUGCCCUGGGCGGCACACACCAGGGGGCAGGGACACAGGAUGCUGUCAAGCACCCCAGCCCCCCACUCAGGGCAGGUGGAGGCUCUGGGGCUCCCUACCGCAGCCUGGCCUCCCUGGGUGGCUCUUACCACAGCCUGGCUCUGGCUUCUGGCCUGGCCAUGGGGCAGGGCCUUGAGGGGGGAAGAGGAAGAGCAGGGGGUGGAGCCAAAGAGGGGGGCGGGGCUCCUGCAUGUGUCCCACUUUUCCCUUUUGAAAAGGUGGUCACUCUACCCCCAGGCCUGGCAUGUAGGAGCUCCCCACGGCUGUGAGCAGAUCCCCGCCCCCCACACUAUACUGGUGCUGGGGGGUUGUUUGCUGGGGCAACACUGCCCUGGGUGGGGGUAGAGGGGCAGGGGGUCUGGUCACUGCCCUGGUGGGGGAUGCGGGGGUCUGGUCACUGCCCUGGGCAGAGGGGAGAGGACAGGGCAUCUGAUCACUGGCCCAGGUGGGUUAGGGAGGGUCCAGGGGGUCUGGUCACUUCCCUGGGCUGGAGGUGGAGGGGCAGAGGAGCCCCCACAAGCAGGCUCCUCGUAUGUCGAAGAUGUGCAAUAAAAAUAAUUUAACCCCU
Messenger RNA from Chrysemys picta bellii (western painted turtle), 4524 nucleotides. Its product is annotated as sodium/potassium-transporting ATPase subunit alpha-2. Lineage: Eukaryota; Metazoa; Chordata; Testudines; Emydidae. The record is from RefSeq and is a predicted model, not a curated record. Gene Ontology annotation, cellular component: cell projection; plasma membrane; sodium:potassium-exchanging ATPase complex. Gene Ontology annotation, biological process: proton transmembrane transport; sodium ion export across plasma membrane; potassium ion import across plasma membrane. Gene Ontology annotation, molecular function: ATP hydrolysis activity; P-type sodium:potassium-exchanging transporter activity; ATP binding.